Messenger RNA from Exophiala xenobiotica, 1851 nucleotides. RefSeq lists its product as uncharacterized. The transcript has a single exon. The coding region runs from base 135 to 1799 and encodes 554 amino acids. The record is from RefSeq and is a predicted model, not a curated record. NCBI's taxonomy places the organism in Eukaryota, Fungi, Ascomycota, Eurotiomycetes, Chaetothyriales, Herpotrichiellaceae. Gene Ontology annotation, molecular function: zinc ion binding. Gene Ontology annotation, cellular component: nucleus. Gene Ontology annotation, biological process: regulation of DNA-templated transcription.
CGACACCUUAGAAAACACUUUGCAUUGACACAGCAGCGUUCUUUGCAUCAAAAAUCAUUGGAAGAUCGUCACAGGUCAGUCCAUAAGACGCCAUCGAAGUUGAGACAACAUUAUCGGCCUGGCCCUGGUCAGAAAUGAGUGGCGAUUUGCAAAUCUGGGCGCUGCCACGACUUCAACGAUUGCUUCCCAUCGACGAUGAGUCGCUCAAGGAAGUUGUCACAUACACCUCGACUCUUUCGAAAGAAGCAAGCGCUGAUCAUCUGAAAAAUCUGCUGGGUGACUCUCCGCAAGCUUUGGAAUUCAUUUCGUCUUUCAAUGCCCGAAGACGAAACGUGACACAUGAUCGGAAGUCCCAAGAGCACCGUUCAACAGCGACAGCAGAUGAAGAUGGCUUCCCUGGCCAGAAGAAGCGCGCGACCAGGAAGCCAAAACCUCCGCUGCAUUCUGCUGGCCCUGGACGACUUCCUGAAGGCUAUGGUAAUGUGUCCGGCGGAUACACCAAGCAAUAUGACAUAGACGAUUAUCGCCCAGCAGGUCAACGACCUAUGUCCAGAGAGCAAACUGCGCCUCCACGGUCGCAGACCCCUGAUGCACAUCAAGUGCCUCAGACUUCUAAUAUCGUGGCGUCUGCGUCGUCAAGCGAUAACUCUCCGGCCAAAAAGACACCAAAACUGCCACCUUCUGCCUCUGGUAAUUUGAUUUCUGAUUUCGGUUUUGCGAAUGUCCGUUCGAAGCAGUCGAAGAAAGCAGCAUAUGCGUCACAUUCACAACCUCAAUCCGGAACAUCGACACCCCAGAGAGCAACGGCAACCACCACCACAACAGCAAAUGUGGCCGAUUUGACUGCUGCAAUUGCAGCCUUAGAAGUGUCUACGAAUCCCACCCUAUCGAACCAGAGGAGAAAGUGUACGUGCAAUGCUUCGAUACAUCCACUCUUUGAGACUGCGCCCAAUUGUCUAAAUUGCGGAAAGAUUAUCUGUGCUCUAGAAGGACUCCAGCCGUGCUCGUUCUGCGAUGCACCAAUCUUGACCAAGGAACAGGUCGAUAGCAUGAUCAAAGCAUUAAAGGAAGAGCGUGGGAUCGAAAAGAUGGCUGUUCACAACGUCGGUCAGGCUCAAUCGGGCAGAGGUACACCUAUGUUUGGCGGAUCGACACCUGAGGCACUUUCUGGAGACGAAUCUUCAUCGGCUGCAGCACGAGCAAGAGCACACCGAGACAAGUUACUGGCAUUUCAACGGGAAAAUGCCCAACGUACCAGAGUCCAUGAUGAAGCUUCCGACUACGAUAUGACUUUGGUUCCAGGUGCUACGCAGUGGAUGAGUCCAGUGCAACGUGCUGCCGCGUUGAAGAAACAGCAGCAAUACCUACGGGAGAUGGAGGAAGCUAAUCGCCCGGAGUGGGAGCAGAAGAAGACAGUCAUGUCUAUGAGCAUCAAGAACGGCAAACUGGUCAAGACGUAUGAACGUCAGAAGGUAGCGGCGUCUUCCGACCAGGCGAACGAGCCUGAGGCCGAUGACGACGAGGAGAUUGAAGGUAUAGACCAGCACUUGAGUGUCGGAGGGAAAGGUGCUUUCAGCAAAAAUCCUCUUCUCGUAAGUGGGAAGCUGAUCCGGCCACUGUGGAAAGCGCCUGAAGGAGUCAACAACGGCAAGGCGCGCGAGACAGACAGGAAGAGUGUGUGGCGAAGAGUACAGGAUGAUAACGAGGAUAACGAGCAAUGGAUCUUGGACGGAGGGUUGCAUGGGUACGGAACGGAGAGCAGGUUGAUGGAGGAUGGAAGUCAGCAAGAGUGUGGCUAAAUAUCCUACUUUAUCGUGGCAUUGUUGACACGAGCAGACCUGAAGAAUCAAG